This is a messenger RNA of Tympanuchus pallidicinctus (lesser prairie-chicken), 1342 nucleotides long. RefSeq names its product stomatin like 2 (gene STOML2). The transcript is spliced from 10 exons. The record is from RefSeq and is a predicted model, not a curated record. Lineage: Eukaryota; Metazoa; Chordata; Aves; Galliformes; Phasianidae. Gene Ontology annotation, cellular component: membrane. The coding region runs from base 73 to 1152 and encodes 359 amino acids.
AACGGGCGGCUCUCCCGGAAGGGGCGGGGCGGCGCGGAGAGCAUUCCGGGGCGGCGGGCGGGGAGCGGCGCGAUGCUGGCGCAGGCGGCGCGGCGAGCCGGGCCUGGGCUGCUGCGGCGCGCACCAGUGCUGAAGCGCCCGGCGUGGCUGGCCCCGGCCCCGCAACGGCUGAACUCCGGGCUGCCCGUCAAUAUCGGCGUGCUGUUCGUGCCGCAGCAGGAGGCCUGGGUGGUGGAGAGGAUGGGCAAGUUCCACCGCAUCCUCGAGCCUGGUUUGAAUUUCCUCAUCCCUCUGCUGGAUCGGAUACGUUAUGUGCAGAGUCUCAAAGAAAUCGUCAUCAAUGUCCCAGAGCAGUCAGCUGUCACCCUAGAUAAUGUCACCCUGCAGAUUGAUGGAGUGCUCUACCUGCGUGUCAUGGAUCCCUACAAGGCAAGCUAUGGGGUGGAGGAUCCCGAGUAUGCUGUGACCCAAUUGGCCCAGACCACGAUGAGAUCUGAACUUGGCAAACUUUCCCUUGAUAGAGUCUUCCGGGAACGUGAGUCCCUCAAUGCCAACAUAGUGGAUGCCAUCAACCAAGCCUCAGACUGCUGGGGUAUCCGGUGUCUACGUUAUGAGAUUAAGGACAUUCACGUGCCCCCACGUGUGAAGGAAUCUAUGCAGAUGCAGGUGGAGGCAGAGCGACGGAAGCGGGCAACAGUGCUGGAAUCAGAGGGGACGCGGGAGUCUGCUAUCAACGUGGCUGAGGGGCAGAAGCAAGCCCAGAUCUUGGCGUCAGAAGCUGAGAAAGCCGAACAAAUCAACAAAGCUGCUGGAGAAGCCAAUGCCAUGUUGGUCAGAGCUAAGGCCAAGGCUGAGGCCAUUCAGCUUCUGGCAGCUGCUCUCGCACAGCAGCAUGGCAGUGCAGCAGCCUCUCUCUCUGUGGCUGAGCAGUAUGUGAGCGCCUUCUCCAAGCUUGCCAAAGAUUCCAACACGGUCCUGCUCCCAACCAACACUGGUGAUGUCACCCACAUGGUAGCACAGGCAUUGGGCAUCUACACCACACUGACCAAGACACAAGCUGUGAAGACUCGGGAUGAGCUACCUCCAGCCCAUGGGGAUCCUCAGCCCCCCAGCACAGAGAUGCUUAAGGCAGAGCAGGUGACCUCCAGCUAGUGGGGCUGAACAGACACUGGACACGCUGAUGGGACAGCACCCACCAGAAAGGGGAUACUUGUCCAGGGCCUGUGAGGCUGUGGGGAGCCCUGUUCUGCCAUCUUCCCCAGCCAGACGUUCUUCUUCUUCCCUUGGCCCUUAUUUUGUAUCUGAAUCUGAUCAUGUAAUAAAUAGUACCGUUGCUGCAGAA